Messenger RNA from Ectocarpus sp. CCAP 1310/34, 1149 nucleotides. NCBI's taxonomy places the organism in Eukaryota, Phaeophyceae, Ectocarpales, Ectocarpaceae. The record is from the annotation of a GenBank genome assembly.
AUGAUGAAGCGACCAGCGAGCCCCCGCCGGGACUAUCUCAUGCGCUGUGCCGAGCGACAGCUGCUGCCGGUCCCCGUGAUCAACAGAGCCCUCAGAAUCGAUCCGCAAACGGCAAUGGCAGACCCCAUGACGGGCGACGCCAGAGAGGUUCACACGACUGGUGGAAAAACAGGGGAGGCCGAAGAAACAAAUAUCGGAGACUCUGGCCUUGAUGGGCCGGCCUCUGAGACUCUUCUCGGCGUACUCCUGGAAAGGGCGGGGACUAUCAGCAAGCUCGACCUCAGCGGGAACCGCAUCGGACCAAAAGGGGCCAGCGGAUUAUCUCGUCUCAUCGCUCACAAGCGUGAGUUUGUUUGGUUAGCUCGCGUGUUCUUCACCUUGACACUCUCCAUGAGCGACAGCUGUGAAUGCGCUUUGCGCUCUCUGAAGCUAGACGGAAACAAGGCCGGCGACCGCGCAGUCAUGACGGUGUUGAAAGCCCUUGCGAGGUACCAGCCGCCCGUAUCCCACCUCGGCCUCUCGGAUAACGGACUCACACUCAAAGUUAUGCAGAACAACAAGACCCUCACCAAUGUCAAUCUCACGGCAAACCAGGUUCGAUGGGAGGGUGCAGUCGCGCUGUCAGAGGCAUUAGUUGCAAACACCACUAUCCGGAAUCUGGUGCUCAGGGACAACCCGAUUGGCACAGCGGCGGGAUUGCAGAUGUCGAUCGCCCUUGCCGAAAAACAUGGCGACCCAUGUCUAGUUGACAUCAAGAAGACCAGCGGGAAGAAAUCAGGGGCUCAACUAGACAGCACCGGUGCCAGCAAAGGUGCCCCUCAACCUCCCGAGAAUGUCCCGCCACCCCUUCCACCACCCACACGGCCCGAUGAACAUCUCUUUUGGCUGGAUCUCACAGUUGACAGAAAAUGGGAUUUGCGGCUGAACAGGCCGUUCGACAGGGCGGUCGGAAGAGAGGUCCUGAGGACAUUCAACUUCUCCACUGGGGGUAGCUUGGCGGGCAUACUCCGAGUAUCGGGUGGAGCACCGCGACAAGUGACGUUUAGGCGCCGCGAAAAACUACAACCGGCAUCUGGAGAUGCGACCCGAACCGGUCUGUCGUCAGGUCGAGGACGCAAGGUGUGCUUGCGGUUGUCACAACUCGUUUAG